This is a messenger RNA of Oryza brachyantha (malo sina), 1928 nucleotides long. RefSeq names its product cyclin-D5-2-like. Bases 123 to 1208 code for a protein of 361 amino acids. The transcript has 5 exons. Gene Ontology annotation, biological process: regulation of cyclin-dependent protein serine/threonine kinase activity; mitotic cell cycle phase transition. Gene Ontology annotation, cellular component: nucleus; cytoplasm; cyclin-dependent protein kinase holoenzyme complex. NCBI's taxonomy places the organism in Eukaryota, Viridiplantae, Streptophyta, Magnoliopsida, Poales, Poaceae. Gene Ontology annotation, molecular function: cyclin-dependent protein serine/threonine kinase regulator activity. The record is from RefSeq and is a predicted model, not a curated record.
CUCCUUCUCCGGCCGCCGCCGCCGCCGCCGCCGCUCGCCGGCGGCCGGCCAUAGCAUGGUUGUUUCCUCACGGUUUGUUAGACGUUGUGAUAUAUUGUAGCUUGGAGAGGAGCUGCGAGGCGAUGGCGGCAAUGGAGGAGGCCGAGGAGUGCUCGGCGGCGUGCGGCUUCUCGCUGACCUGCCAAGAAGACGGCGCCGAGCUUGGAGAUGGCGUCGUCGACGACGGAGACGGCGACGUGUACUUGUUAUAUAAUGCCGCGGCGGGGGAUGAUGAUGAGGAGGAGGAGUAUGUGGAGCAGAUGUUGUCCAAGGAGGCCAGCUUCUGCUGCUCCUCCUCCUCCUCCAUGUUCGACGCCGCCGGCGGCGACGGCGACGGGGAGGACAUGCCGUCGCUGGCCUCCGAGGACUGGUUCCGGCAAGCCCGCCUCGCCGCCGUCAAGUGGAUCCUCGAAACGAGAGGGUACUUCGGGUUCGGCCACCGGACGGCGUACCUGGCGAUCGCCUACUUCGACCGCUUCUGUCUCCGGCGACGCGUCGAUAGGGAGGCGAUGCCGUGGGCUGCGCGGCUGCUGUCCGUCGCGUGCGUGUCCGUGGCGGCAAAGAUGGAGGAGUACCGGUCGCCGGCGCUGUCGGAGUUCGACGCCGGCGGCGGCCACGCGUUCUGCUCGGGCUCCAUCCGCCGCAUGGAGCUGCUCGUGCUGUCCACGCUCGGGUGGCGGAUGGGCGCCGUCACGCCCUUCGACUACCUCCCCUGCUUCUCCUCCCGGCUCCACCGCCACGGCGGCGGCGGCGGCGGCAAUGGCGCCGCCGCCCGUGUCGCCCUCAACGCCAUCACCUUCAUCUUCGCUACAGCUGAAGCUGGUAGUGUGCUAGAUUACAGGCCAUCCACUGUGGCUGCAGCUGCAAUCUUGGCUGCAUCCAGUGGAACUCCACUGGCAAAAGAAGCAUUGGUGUCCAAGAUGAGCAACAUUUCUCCAUCUUGUCUUAUUGACAAGGAGCAUGUACAUGCCUGCUAUAUUAUGAUGGUUGGGGACAUGAACAGGAGGAGCAGCAGCAAGAGACCAUUGCAAUGUUCAGACUCCAAUGAGAUUACCACCACUAGUACAUAUGAUUCUGUUCUUGUUGAUGAUGUUACCGACACCGCCGCCUUCGCGGCGACGAUGGCGAUGAAUAAGCGGCUCAGGCUGGAGCCGCCGAGAAUCCAUUGAGGAAGAUAGCACCACCAGAGACACACAAUUUUUAGUCAGAUGUCUAGGGGGGCUUGGUUUGAAUCUUCUCCUUUUUCCCCAUUUUUCUCUUUCUUUCUUUUGACAUAAUUUUCCAAAUAUUUGUUAGGUUCUUUGAGCCAUUGCCAUGGUUGGCAUUUGGCAAUGUUGUUGGAUUGGAUUGGUUUGGUUUGUGAGAAGGAGAAGAUAAUGAACAAAGGAAAAAGAAAAGGGCUGGGUGAGCUCUCCUAAGGAGAGGAGAGCUUGAGUUGAAGCCCCAAAUUCCCAGUGCCCAAAUGGAGCACAUUUUCCUGUGAAACUUUAGUCCAAAGCUGCAUGAACCAUUUUGACAUGCCAUUGUGGAUGUUAUGUUUCCAUUGCACUGCCAUGUCCUGCAUAUGGUGAAAGAUGCUGUUGCAUGCAGAAGUUGCAAAACCAGCAGCAGCAUCAGAAAGGUUGGCCAUUGUUUAUAGAGCCCCUCUCCCUCUUUUCUUUUCCUGCAAGUGGAUGAUGUGUGAGUGGGGUUUCACUCAGCUGCACUGCACUUGCAUGGGGGUUACAUUGGUUUUGUUACAAACUAUAUAUUAGCCAUAUGGAUUAUAUUGGUUGUACUGUAACACCUAUAAUAACCAGUAGUAACCCUAUUCUUCUGUUCUGGAGAAAUGAAAUCUGAUAUCAUUUGGUGUAUAUAUAUAUGCAUGUCUCUCUGUCUGAAUGUGACCC